Molecule: messenger RNA, 480 nt
Organism: Protopolystoma xenopodis
Lineage: Eukaryota; Metazoa; Platyhelminthes; Monogenea; Polystomatidea; Polystomatidae
Source: the annotation of a GenBank genome assembly
AUGUGGGGAUUCUUUUACCAUAUAUUGUUGAGUACACCGAAUCAAGGUGUCGGGCCCCUUGAUAUGCUGAGCAGCCGUUGGUCCGGAAUAGCCGUGGCCGUGGCAACAAGUAGUAUUAAAGAAGUCAUUUUCCUGCGGGCUAGACAUCGUCAUACUUCUUUCUCAAACCGUUAUUGGACCUGGCCACGUCGCCUCGGGGGCAAUGGAGCGGAUGGGGACAGACUUGGGGCGGGGGCGGUCGUGCAAGCACUUAUCCCGCCCUCCGAACUAUACGCCCAGUCAUUUUGUGAGAUACUUCCGCCUCAUCGGAAAUGUGGCCAGGUACCUUCCGAGACGUUGUGCCUGCAUCUUUUGUUUGAGGAGCAUGCCGUGGCUCCAGGCUACAACCCACUUAGGUUGCACGUUAAAUCGGUCCCAUUAGGAAACGCAGCUAACAAUCUUGGAAGUCCUCAUCAUGUUGUCAGCUCUCCUGGACCAUAG